Messenger RNA from Ichthyophthirius multifiliis, 684 nucleotides. RefSeq lists its product as hypothetical. The record is from RefSeq and is a predicted model, not a curated record. The transcript has a single exon. Lineage: Eukaryota; Ciliophora; Oligohymenophorea; Hymenostomatida.
AUGUAAAAAAAAAAAUUUUAUAAUAUAUAUAUAUAUAUAUAUAUAUAUAUAUAUAUAAUUAUAUAUAUAUAUAUAUUAUAAAACAUUUUAAUUUUUUUUUUUCAACAUAAUAAUUAAUUUUUGUUAUAAAUUUUUUAUUAAUAAUCUUUUUUUAUAAUAUCAUAAUAAACUUUAUUAGCUUUAUUAUUUUUCUUAUAAAGGGUUUAUUCUACAAACUGGACAUUUAGCUUAUUUAAUAAGCCAUUUAUCUAUACAAGUUUAAUUAAAAUAAUGUUAACAUUAUAAAGUUCUCAAUUUUUAUUGUUUUUAAAAAUCUUCUAAACAAAUAGCACAUGUAUCAUUUUCUAAUUCUAAUUAAUAUUUACUUAAUCCAUUAAUUUAAAUAAAUUAUUAUUAUUUGAUUCCUUAUUCUUCUAUAUUUAAUUAUUAAUUUCCUUCUCUUAAGUUAUACAAUAUAGUAAUUAAUAAAUCUAUAGGCCUACUUCCUUAUUACAAAUUCUCUAUUUACAUUUCAUUUAUUAUUGCAAAUUAAUUUUAUUAUCUUAAAACUUGUAUAUUUUAACUAAUUAUAAUUACUCUUCUAUAUAUUAGAAUAAUUACAUAAGAAAGUAUAACACACAUUAUAAUCGAAAAAGGAUUUUUUUCAAAAAACAUAUUAUUAAUAAAAACGAAACAAAAAAUUGA